UUAACUUCUUACGAAAAUAAUUGAACUCCUCCAGUUUUUCUUUAUUCUGAAGUCAAACCUCUAUCAUUUCCUCCUCCUAUCCUUGUUCCAUUUGUCUGAGAAUAAUCACCGGAAAACUUAAUCAUCUCCAGCAUGAACUUGUCAUUUUGAUCCAAACAUGUUUGAAAAAUUAUCGGCUUAAUUCGAUGACUUUGAUCGUCUUGCGAAUGGUUGAGUUCUUGGUUUUCACAAGGGUUAGCCGGUCAUUUGGUGCAAGUUUCAGAAUUUAGUUGGUUGGCUUGAUAUUAUGAUUUUGAUUACCCGACAUGGGGCGUCUUCCAUUUAAGAUGAGAUGAUGAUGGAAGGGUUGAUUUGCUGGGUUUUAACAAGUUUUAUGUUUUUAAUCUUUUGUUUCUUCAAUCUUUUUCAAUCAACUAAUGCACAAGAGUUUUUGAACAUAGCGUGCUGUGCUGAAUCGAGUUUUACAGAUAAAAGUCUAUCUUGGAUACCUGAUGAUCAAUGGUUUACAGACAGAAAAAGUUGCAGGAACUUGCAUCAGGGCAACGAAAGAGCUCGGGCUUUCGAGAUCGAAUCGGGGAAGAGAUGUUAUAGCUUAACUACAGUUAAAGAUCAAGACUAUUUGGUAAGGGGUUCGUUCCCUGUUGGAGCUGAGUUUAAUUCCUCGUUUACGGUUUCAAUCGGAACCACGCCAUUAGGCGUUGUGGACUCCUUGUCAUCGGAGGCCUCGGUGGCCGAGGGGAUUUUCCGAGCGCCGAAUAUCUAUACCGACUUCUGCUUACUGCAUGGAAAAGGGGAUCCCUACAUAUCGAGUCUUGAACUAAGGCCUUUGAAUGAUACAAAGUAUCUAAAGGAUAAAUCAUCCAAAAUUCUGAAACUGGUUAAUAGAACCGAUCUAGGGGGCAUUGGAGAGACCAGGUACCCAGACGACAGAUAUGACAGAAUCUGGAAACCAGCAUGGGGCCUUUACCUUCAAGCCAACUCGACUGUAACCAUUCACAACAAUGCGAAUACAACGGUGCCACUCGAUGUUCUUCGAACCGCUGUCAUGGAUUCAACACGAUUGGAGUUCCUUCAAAAUGGCCUUGAUAAUGGGGACUAUAACUACACUGUGAUCCUCUUCUUUCUUGAGCUGAACGACACUGUUGGAAUUGGUCAAAGGGUGUUCGAUAUUUACAUCAACGAUGAGAAGAAAGAGGAGAAUUUCGAUAUAUCGGCAAUGGGAUCCAACUAUAGAGAGGUUAUUUACAACGUGACAGCCAAAGGGUCUCUGAAUUUGACCUUGGUUAAGGGAUCAAAUGAAUCUCAACUUGGACCCAUUUGCAAUGCCUUUGAGAUCUUGCAGGUGCUCCCAAGGGAUGUAGAGACAGACGUCGAUGAUGUGAUUGAGAUAAAGAAGGUAAAAGAGGAUUUGUUAAUUCUUAACCAAGGGAAUAGCUUACUGGAAACUUGGUCAGGAGAUCCAUGUCUUCCCGAUCCCUGGCACGGUUUGGCCUGCAACUCCAAUGGUUCCACAGUCAUCACGGAUCUGGAUCUUUCUUCAAAUAAAUUUAAAGGGGCAAUGCCUCCAAGUAUCACAAAGCUAACCUACCUGAAAACAUUGAAUCUGAGCAACAAUGACUUCAGCGGGGAGAUUCCAUCAUUCCCAUCAUCAUCAAAUCUGACAUCUGUGGAUAUAAGCAACAAUGAACUUGAAGGAUCUCUACCACAGUCUCUUAUCUCACUUCCACACUUGCGUGCAUUAUACUAUGGGUGCAAUCCUCAACUUGACAGUGAGCUUCCAUCUACCUUGAACAGCUCAAAGUUAACCACUGACUCAGGAGCAUGUUCCAGAAAGUCAAGGGGUCCAAUAAGAGGAAUUGUGAUCGGUGCAGCUGCAUGUGGAUCUGCUGUAAUUACUGUGGCUCUCGGAGCCAUUGUUGUUUGCCUUUACAGACAAAAACUAAUGGCUAAGAGAAAAUACAAUGGUACAGGACUCUCCUUGGCAAAGAAUUUGGUGUUCUCCAUUCCUAGCACAGAUGAAGUUUUUGUUAGGCCAAUAUCUAUACAGACAUAUACCUUAGAGUACAUUGAGAUUGCUACCCAAAACUACAAAACAUUGAUCGGAGAAGGCGGCUUCGGAUCGGUGUAUCGAGGUACUCUACCUGACGGCCAGGAAGUUGCUGUGAAGGUACGAUCAGCCACCUCAAGUCAAGGAACUCGAGAAUUCGAGAACGAGCUAAACCUUCUUUCGGCUAUUCGGCAUGAGAACCUGGUUCCUCUUCUUGGUUACUGCUGGGAAAACGAUCAACAAAUCCUUGUUUAUCCUUUCAUGUCCAAUGGCUCUUUGCAAGAUCGUCUCUAUGGGGAGGCAGCGAAACGGAAAAUUUUGGACUGGCCAACCAGGCUUUCCAUUGCUCUUGGUGCUGCUCGAGGUUUGAUGUAUCUUCAUACCUAUGGCGGCCGGAGUGUUAUACAUAGAGAUGUAAAAUCAAGCAACAUACUUUUGGACAAUAGCAUGUGUGCUAAAGUAGCAGACUUUGGUUUUUCAAAAUAUGCUCCUCAAGAAGGUGACAGUAAUGCUUCCCUUGAAGUGAGAGGCACUGCAGGAUACAUGGAUCCCGAGUAUUACUCGACCCAGCAACUAUCUGCAAAAAGUGAUGUAUUCAGCUUUGGUGUGGUUUUACUUGAAAUUAUAAGUGGAAGGGAGCCUCUAAACAUACAAAGACCUCGAAACGAAUGGAGUUUGAUCGAAUGGGCAAAACCUUUCAUAAGGGAGUCAAAGAUCGAUGAAAUAGUUGACCCUAACAUAAAGGGAGGGUACCAUGCUGAGGCAAUGUGGAGAGUAGUCGAGGCAGCGUUGGCAUGUAUUGAGCCCUUUUCCGCUUAUCGACCUGGCAUGGAUGACAUUGUUCGAGAACUGGAGGAUGCUUUGAUCAUAGAGAACAAUGCAUCCGAAUACAUGAAGUCCAUCGACAGCAUAUAUAGCUUGGGAGGGUCCAAUCGCUUCUCGAUUGUUAUGGAGAAAAAGAUAGUACUACCGCCUCCAUCAACUGCUUCGGAACCUUCGCCUGUUAAUCCACAACCAUUGGCUCAUCCUGAGCCACGAUAGUAGUUAGGUGGAAGAGAUGUUCAUUGAUUAGCAGGAAAAACUAUUCCCUGCUUCUUCAAUGAAAAACCAAACACGUUGAUUUAUUCCAUCUUAUUUAUAGGUUUGCAGAACUUUAAUGUUGUGUUGCGGCAAUAUAGUUAGGCCAAAGAUGCAAACACCAUAAUUCAAGGAGUUUUGAUGAUUUCAGCUAUAUAUGUCUCAAAUCUCCAUUAUAUAUAUCAUAAUAAAAGCUACACCAAAACAUUUCACUUAA
Messenger RNA from Hibiscus syriacus, 3341 nucleotides. RefSeq names its product nodulation receptor kinase-like. The record is from RefSeq and is a predicted model, not a curated record. The transcript has 15 exons. Gene Ontology annotation, molecular function: protein kinase activity; ATP binding; protein binding. Gene Ontology annotation, biological process: protein phosphorylation. Lineage: Eukaryota; Viridiplantae; Streptophyta; Magnoliopsida; Malvales; Malvaceae. Bases 332 to 3088 code for a protein of 918 amino acids.